Molecule: messenger RNA, 955 nt
Organism: Myxozyma melibiosi
Lineage: Eukaryota; Fungi; Ascomycota; Lipomycetes; Lipomycetales; Lipomycetaceae
Exons: 1
Coding region: 129-653 (174 amino acids)
Source: RefSeq, a predicted model, not a curated record
AUGAUUAAUUCUGUCAUCGAUUGGGUCCAGAUUGCGCAUUAUAUAGCCUGUCAGGAUAGAAGGUGGCAUACGCCGACCGUGUCGGAGUUCUGCGAAGGCCGAACCACGAGCAGCCGAUAUGUAUUUCGAUGCUCUUAUUUGUAAAUUUAUCUUUAUGUCCCUUAUUUGAAGAGAAGGCUGGCCGGACAAUAACCGGGGUUUGGAGGAGGCUGGCUGCUCGCAAUUAUCCCCUGCUCUUCUUCCCCCAGACUAUAAACCUUGGCCAGUCGAGCAGAUAUCCCCUGCCUCCCAGCCCCCACGGCAUCGCUCGUUUUUUCCAGUUUUUAUAUCUCCGACAAGCGCACUCAGAAAAAAAUAGAAAACAAGAAAAUAAAAAUACUGCAGCAAUACAGGCAAAAAAAAUUGGUAAUCUGGAGUUGUUUGUUAUGGUCUCUGGCGGGAUCGAACCGCCGAUCCUCGCGUUAUUAGCACGAUGCCUUAACCAACUGGGCCAAGAGACCAGAUUACAUUUGAAGAAGUUGAUCUGGUCAAGUUUAUUCCUCUUUUUUUCUGCAUAUGCAUCAUAUUAUGUGAUGAUUAGGGCUAUAAAAUCUGUGCAUGUGAAGAUUAUGCUGCGAUUACUAAACAAAUUUACUGCUCAAAAGGGUAUGUAGUCACGUGAAACCACUCCAUCCCAGCCCCAGCAGCCCAAGAUGCGCAAAGAGAGGCGGAAAGAGGCGACGCGGAGGCUGGCUGGCUGGCUGGCUCGCGAUGGCUGUCGGAUGCGUGCUCAGAUAAGCGGCGAUAGCCGGGCCGGUGGAUGCGAAGUCACGCGGAGGGAGGAACAAGGGCUAACAGGGCUAGCGUGCCAGCGAAGCGCCCUCUCGAGGCCAUACCCAUGUUCGCACCGCCGCGAUCGUGCGGCGCCCGCCGGCCAUCAUGAUAGCCAAAUUGGGUAAAUAGAUUACCUGCAACC